Molecule: messenger RNA, 4590 nt
Organism: Clarias gariepinus (North African catfish)
Lineage: Eukaryota; Metazoa; Chordata; Actinopteri; Siluriformes; Clariidae
Gene: dgcr2
Product: DiGeorge syndrome critical region gene 2
Exons: 11
Coding region: 356-1957 (533 amino acids)
Cellular component (GO): membrane
Molecular function (GO): protein binding
Source: RefSeq, a predicted model, not a curated record
AGCUCUGCCCUGUCUGUGGAGACAGAGUGCGGCCAUUUUGUUCUAGUUCGGCUGUAAAUUUGUAAAUAAGGCGAACACUCAUAAACUCUGGCAUUAUGUAAUAUUAAUUUAUCUUUAUAAUACUCGUGAUUGCACUCGGAGUCGGACCCGUGAGUGAGUAAGUGAGUGAGUGAGUGAGUAAGUAAGUAAGUAAGUGAGUGAGUGAGUGAGUGAGUAAGUAAGUGUGUGUGUUUGUUAUGGAGGAGCGUGCAGAGUCGUGCUGGGAGUAACGUUAACGUUAGACGUGUCCUGACAGAGCUCAUUUUCAGAGUCGCGGUUAUGAAUGGCGGAUAAACAACAACACUAAUAAUAAUAAAUGGUGGCGAAAUCUGACCGCAGCUCUCCCCGCAUCCUCCUCUUCCUCCUCCUCGCGCUCCUCGCUGUCCUGACGCUCACUGACCCGUCGCUCUCCGGGCCGCGAUUAGCACUGGCCACACCGAUCUCUGAGCCGCGUUGCGCUCAAGACCAGUUCGCAUGUCUCAGUGGGAGGAUGCAAUGUAUUCCCCUGGACUGGAGGUGUGAUGGUUGGACUGCCUGCGAGGACAAGAGCGACGAGAUAGACUGUCCUCCAAUGAGGGAGGAGCGAUAUCGCUAUGGAAGCGGCUUCGAUCAGAUGGAGGACGUAAUGGGCGUGGCUCAGCCUGUGCGCUUUAACAAAAAAUGCCCGAGUGGAUGGCACCACUAUGAAAAGACGUCCAGCUGUUACAAGGUGUAUGAGCGAGGGGAGAAUUACUGGCAGGCUGGGGAAACGUGUCAGAGAGUAAACGGCUCGCUCGCCACCUUUAGCACCAACGAAGAGCUGCAGUUCAUCCUCAAGAUCGACCAGAGAGUGUGUGAGCGCAGAGACCAGUGCAGUUUCUGGGUGGGUUAUCAGUAUGUCAUUACCAAUCAGAGUCGAACGUUUGAGGGCCGCUGGGAGGUGGCCUAUAAAGGCUCUGUUCAGGUGUUUCUUCCCCCUGAGGGAUUAUGGAGUGUGUCGGAGGUGAGCGUGAAGCAGGACAGUGUGUACUGCGCGCAACUGCAGCGGUUUCACAACAGGAAUAUGAACGAGCGCGGCUUACACAGCUGGCACACAGAGAACUGCUACAAGUCUUUCCCUUUUCUCUGCAAAAGACGACAGACUUGUGUGGAUAUCCGGGAUAAUGUUGUGAGUGAGGGUUUGUACUUCACCCCAAAGGGGGACGACCCAUGUCUAAGCUGCACAUGUCACGACGGUGAGGCAGAGAUGUGUGUGGCGGCACUGUGUGAGAGGCCGCAGGGUUGUACACACUUCACAAAGGAUCCUAAAGAGUGCUGCAAGUUCACCUGCCUCGACCCGGAUGGCAACAGUCUCUUCGACUCCAUGGCAAGUGGCAUGCGUCUAAUCAUCAGCUGUAUCUCAUCAUUCCUGGUGUUGUCUUUGCUGCUGUUUAUGGUACAUCGCUUACGGCAGAGACGCAGGGAGCGCAUUGAAACACUAAUUGGAGGAAACUUGCACCACUUUAACCUGGGUCGACGUGUUCCCGCCUUCGACUAUGGCUCUGACAUGUUUGGGACGGGUCUCACGCCCCUGCACCUGUCUGAUGAUGGAGAGGGUGGGGCUUUCCAUUUCCAGGAGCCCCCACCUCCUUACGCGGCAUAUAAAUACCCUGAGCUCCGCCCACCAGAUGAGCCCCCGCCCCCUUACGAGGCUUCCAUCAACCCAAAUUCUCUUCUCUACAUGGGACUUGGACUGGAUACUACACAGGACAAUGGAGGAGGUGGAACGCUGUGCAGAACCCCUCUUCAGGCUCCGCCCCCUCCUCUUGAGGAGAGGACAGAAUCUAUUGACAGCAGCACAAUGUUGGUGACCCCGGACACACCCACAGAGACCGAUGACCUCGACCUUAGCUCCAGCCUUGAAUCCACGAACACCACCUCACUCAGUACGGUGGUUUGAUGAGAUUGGUGUUUUUUUUCUCUUGUGGGUAGGGAUGAGUUUCUACAAUGAACUGAUUGACUGUUUGAGCUUCAAAAAAGUUGUUAAGUGUAAAUACGGCUGCUCGUUUUUCUUCCUUCCUUCUUCUCCAUAGACUGAUAAUGACAAGGGGGUGGAGCUUCAGCUGUCUUUUCGUCUUAUGUUGUGAACAUGUGUUGAUGCUCCUGACCUUCCCUCUUCAUGACAGGCACAGCUGACGCUUCAGAGGUCUGUCCUGCACAUGGAUGGGUUUCAAGUUGUUAGAUCCUGACUGACCCAUGACAAUUUCGCCUAGAACGUUUUUCCCUCCCUCAUCUUGUCGUUUAUAAGAGCCUUGUCCCCUUAAAGGGCUGUGUCCGUAAUGCUGCAUUCACAUGGUGGUGUUGAACAAACCAUUGCUUUAAUGUCUCAUCGCAGAACUGGUGUAUACAUUGAUGGUACAUAACCCAUGGCAGCAUGCAGCCAUGUAAAUGUUGCCAUGGUAACAGUGUCUAGUUUUGCUAGUCAGCACACAGCUAACACGACAGGCUUUUUAUUUUUGUUGUAGAUUUUUAGGUGUGCUUACGAGCCAUUAGGCAUGGGUGCUUUGUUUUAGUCGUAGUACCAUAUGAUGAUUUAUUUUCUCUGCAAUAUUUCGUUUUAAGCUGAAGCUCUGCACAGUGUCUGGAUUUGCUUUAAAAAAUCUCCUGUAAAAACAAUUUAUGACAUUUUCUAAAUGUUAAAUUCGUGAACCGAAGUAAGGGAAAUGUAUUUUUUUAAUCGGUAGGGAGGUGUCAUCCGUAUAACGAUUGUAUGUUUUUUCCUUUAAAAUAAUCAUAGAAUUUCAUUCUUGAUAAACUGAUAAAAAUGCAUGCUUUUCUUCCCCCAGCACAUUUAAAAUGAUGUCAUUACAUUACAUUUACAUUUAGGCAUUUGGCAGACGCUCUUAUCCAGAGCGACUUAUCAUUACUGUCUGGUCAGUUAAGUUACAGAUUAGGAAAGUUCAGAUCAUUUUUUUUCAGAUAUUUCUGUUUAUGCAGAUAGCUUUUUUUCUAGAGGGAAGGAGGCUUUGUGCAGGAGCCUUUAUAAGAGACAGACAUGUUGAGGGAUAAGGAAGCAUGGUGUUUAUAGAGAAUUUACAGGGGAAGCUCCGACUCUGCAGUCUGGCAGUCAGUUUCUAGACUGAACACUGAGUGUGUGUUUGUUUGUGUGUGUGUGUGUGUGUGUGUGUGUAGCCGCACACGUUUAGCCAGAGGCUGCUAAGUAAGUGUCAGGCCAGUUUGAGACAGGAAACUGAUGGAAAACAGAUGGAUAUUUAGACACUGAACCUGGGUAUACAAAAAGUCUUUUGAAAUGGAUUUACAUAAAAAAAACAAAUCUACCAACUGCUUUAAAAAAUGCAAUAAGGAUAAGCAGGUUAGAAAUGAGUGUUACAAAAUUAGGAAAAUAUGUUUUUUGAACAUCUUUCAUUAUAUUUUAAAUUAAAAAUAAAUGAUGGAAAUGUACUCAGUGCAGAAAGCCCAAAGGAGUAGGCCUUACCAGGGCUGAACUGCAGCAUUUUAUUAUCUGCUCCUGUCUGAAAUAGGUCAGGGCACAUAGAAACGAAUCAUUCACUACUGUAUCAUUGCUGUUUGUCUGUGUGCAUGAGGAGGAGGGGACAGAGAGAGAGGGAGAGAUACUUUGGUCUCAGUUCCAUUUGGUAAUUAAUUCAGCAUUUGAUCACAAUUUUAGCGUUCUUGAUAACACUGUGGAGUGAUAUGUUGUAUGAUAAAUUACUGAGGUGUGCCUCAGAAUGGUCAUGGGUUUUAAAAUCUUUAAUUUUGUUUAAGAAUGUUUCUGGAUUUGGAAGACACUGUAUUUAACCAGCGCAUUUUAAUCAUUGACCCUCUGGUUGAUUGGCACAGACAAUCCUCAGUGAAACUGCAGGUUUCUAGUUUCCUCUUGAUCAUGUAAUGAGCAGCGUGUGUGCUUCGAUAUCAAGCAUCUCCUUAAAGGUUAAUAUGAUUUCUGCGUUUGUCGUCGCCGCUCUGCAUGUUUUUCCCCGCGGCUCGAGGAAUUUUACCAAGGAGACGCUAAUAAGUCAAGUGUUUUGUGUAAUAUACUACAAAUGGUACAUUUUAAUGUUUAAUUUCACGUUUUUAAUGUAAUUUCCUGUUUAGGUUCUGUUGCAGGGUUAUGUGUUGUCCUCUGAUGUUGAUGUAUAGUUCAUCAUCAUCAGGCGCCAAAUAAACUUCACUGAAGAAUAAGACAAAAAAUGUGUACAGUGAUUCAUUAUUUUUUUUAUAAAGAUACUUGUGAAUGAUUGACUGAAAAUAAUGACAAGGUAUAUUUGUUAGUGAAAUAAAACUUUAGAGUUUGUAUGGGUUAUACUGGUUUGCUAUAUUCCAGUAAAAUGAAGGAUGACUUUUGCAAAAUCAAAAUCAUGUAAAUAAAAAAAUAUUUAAUUUUUUUAUUAUUUUUUUUUUAUUUGAAGAAAUGGAAAGCAGAAGUUAUAGUUGGAUUACAGCCAUUGUUUGGGCUUUUGUUUUAUUCUAAACAUGUUUGGGCCUCAGUCUAUUAUAUUGGAUCAAGUGUUAAAAUGGCUAAUGUUUGCAUAUUGUACAGAUUAUUAAAGGUCUACUCCAUGUGUAUUAUUA